Messenger RNA from Fibroporia radiculosa, 588 nucleotides. RefSeq lists its product as uncharacterized. The record is from RefSeq and is a predicted model, not a curated record. NCBI's taxonomy places the organism in Eukaryota, Fungi, Basidiomycota, Agaricomycetes, Polyporales, Fibroporiaceae. Bases 1 to 588 code for a protein of 195 amino acids. The transcript has 11 exons.
AUGUCACUCAUCGGCCCACCAUCUAUUGAAGAGCUCAUCGGCGGACUUGCAGUCAGCAUAGACAUUGCUAUCCUUCUGUACGGGAUUGUCACCGCACAAGCAUAUUUUUAUUGGUGGACAUCGCAGGAAGAUUCGAAAUUACUUCGCUCCUUGGUCGCGUCUGUAUGGUUUCUGGAGACAAUGCACACGCUGUUCUGCAUCCACAUGGCUUAUUACUACACGAUCAUCAGCUUUGGGGACAUGAACGGUGUCCGUCAGAUAGUUUGGAGUGCCGCGGCUACAGGAUUCAUAGAGGUCCUUAUCGUAGGCUGGCCAUUUUAUCUGGCGAACCUGGAUGUUGAGUCGAAGAUCUGUGGCUCUGAUCUCCAUACUGAUAGUUUAGUUCGGAAGUCGAUGGCCUACAUCAUCAACACCGGUGCUUUGACGAUGUGUGUUACGAUGGCAAUUAUUGCGACGUUUUGGGCACCAGCCUUGAGGAAUAGUCUGAACUUUGCUGGAUUGGUCGAGAUUCAGAGCAAACGUGAGCAUUCUUCAGAUCUAGCCAUUUCCUUCACUGACAUGCUGCAAAAGUUUAUGCGAACUCCUUAA